This is a messenger RNA of Salpingoeca rosetta, 3047 nucleotides long. RefSeq lists its product as uncharacterized. Gene Ontology annotation, biological process: regulation of DNA-templated transcription; chromatin remodeling. Lineage: Eukaryota; Choanoflagellata; Craspedida; Salpingoecidae. The record is from RefSeq and is a predicted model, not a curated record. The transcript is spliced from 6 exons. Bases 258 to 2837 code for a protein of 859 amino acids. Gene Ontology annotation, cellular component: nucleus. Gene Ontology annotation, molecular function: ATP-dependent H2AZ histone chaperone activity.
CUCACAUCAUGUCAUGUCACCACAACAACACAGCGGUUUGCACUGAGCAGGCACAACAACAACAACAACAACAGGAGAGGAAUCUAGGAAUGCAACCACCCUCGCAGGGCCACGAAAAUGCACGUCUCGCCAUGAAGUGCAGCCUCUUGACCAGUUGACGGGCUGGCUCCAUUCCUUGAUUGUGUUUGUGCUGACAACAGAACUGCACGACAACACCGACCUUGAGCCUUUGAGUCGACGCCCUCAAGUGCCGAGCGAUGUCAACCGCACAAGCCAGUACGCCAAAGCACAAGGAUUCUAAGGAUUGGAGCAUGUCACAGCAGCUGCUCCUUCUUGGUCUCCGUGAGAUUCAAGCCGAUGGUGAAGCCAAUGGUUUUGGCAACAAGGCCAACAGCGACGACGCCUCCAUGCGACAGCGGGUGCUGAACAUGCUGCAGGGCCAACGCACAGAGACUCAGACUCAGAUUCACGUCGGACAAAAUGACGACGACAACCACGAUGAAGAUGGUGAUGAUAACGUCGAGGAGGAAGAGGAGGAGGAGGAGGAGGAGAAUGAGUGCGAUGGUCAGUACGAUGAUGAGGAUGAGGAGGAGGAGUACGAUGACUACCCUGAUGAGGAUGAGGAGGAGGAGGAGGAGGACUACCCUGAUGAGGAUGGGGAGGAGGAGUACGAUGACUACCCUGAUGAGGAUGAGGAGGAGGAGGAGGAGGAGUACGAUGACUACCCUGAUGAGGAUGAGGAGGAGGAGGAGUACCAUGACUACGAUGAUGAGGAUGAGGAGGAGGAGUACAAUGACUACCCUGAUGGGAUGGGGAGGAGGAGUACGAUGACUACCCUGAUGAGGAGUGGGGAGGAGGAGUACGAUGACUACCCUCAUGCUUUCCUUUACGAGUUGUGUCGGGUCGACCGUAGGCUCAUGCCGUCCGAACCGAACCGCUUAGUGAACGAAACGGAUAGUAACGACUCUAAGAGCGUCACCACGGUCCUUCACAGACUGGAGAGUAUACCCAUGGCGAUCAUCGCGCUGCUCCGAAAUGUCCCACCCUUCAGAGAACUGGCAGUGCGCGCAAUCAAAGGCCAGAUUGGCGCUUUGUCUUCAGCGCACAAGAAGCGCUUCUUAUUGAGGUUUGCCAUCAAAGAUGAGGCCACAAUCAGACACCUGCCCCAUGGACAGUGGAUCUACGCCGCAAUUAGAAAGCAGGACCAAGCCGUGAAGAUUGGCUUAACUGCACAGCCAUAUCGCAGACACGGGGAAUAUCGGCGCAUGACAGCGAGCGGUGUCCUCUACCCACUCUUCAAGCUGCCGGAUGCAUGUGCUGCCCCACACAUUGACACUUGUCUGUGCCGACGCAUCGGCGUCGUCUGCGAGGCGUUGACAACCCUGCUCAUGUUUCAUGGUUCAGCCCCGCUGGGCCACCAGACGAACGGGUACUCCUGCUCGUUUGGGGACGCAUCAUCGUUUUUCAAGGUCGAUAGGAGCAAAGUGCAAUCUUGGAUGUUGCAGUUAACGCCAGAGGAGCUGAAACGUCAGCGGAAAAAGAUGGCAGACGGAUACCGUGCUUGGAGGGAGCGCAUCGGACAAGAAGCAGCGACUGAAGUGCAUCGUCGUAUUGGUCGGAUGGGGGCGAUGAAGGUGAAGGAAAACUUCAGACGAAAGGGCGGGGAGGAAGCACUUCAUCAGCACCACGUUACUAGCGGCAGAAAAGGCGGCCUUGCCGCCGGUGCACGAAGGAGGGAACGUGAGCAGAAACGCCUCGAGCAAGAGACACCGGAGCAGCGGGAACAGCGGGAACGUGAGCUGCAAGAGAAGAAGGAACAGCGUGAACAACGCCAGCGUGAGUUGCAAGAGAAGAGGGAACAGCGCGAACGCGAACGACAGGAGAAGAAGGAGCAGCGUGAACAACGCCAGCGUGAGUUGCAAGAGAAGAGGGAGCAGCGCGAACGCGAACGACAGGCGAAGAAGGAGCAGCGCGAACGCGAACGACAGGAGAAGAAGGAGCAGCGCGAACGCGAACGCCAGCGUGAGUUGCAAGAGAAGAGGGAGCAGCGCGAACGCGAACGACAGGAGAAGAAGGAGCAGCGCGAACGCGAACGACAGGAGAAGAAGGAGCAGCGCGAACGCGAACGACAGGAGAAGAGGGAACAGCGCGAACGCGAACGACAGGAGAAGAAGGAGCAGCGCGAACGCGAACGCCAGCGUGAGUUGCAAGAGAAGAGGGAGCAGCGCGAACGCGAACGACAGGAGAAGAAGGAGCAGCGCGAACGCGAACGCCAGCGUGAGUUGCAAGAGAAAAGGGAACAGCGCGAACGCAAACGACAGGAGAAGAAGGAGCAGCGCGAACGCGAACGCCAGGAGAAGAAGGAGCAGCGCGAACGCGAACGCCAGGAGAAGAAGGAACAGCGUGAACAACGCCAGCGUGAGUUGCAAGAGAAGAGGGAGCAGCAACUGCGGAAGCGAUGUGCACGAGCACGCGCGAAGCGUGAGAGACAGGAGGCUCGCGAACGAUCAAAGCGGCACAAACAAGAAGAGCGGGAAAAUCGACGUAUUGAGUUGGUAGCCUUACGUCGGAUACAGCGCCGAGUUCGCACCCAGGACGGAGACACAGGAACUGUUGUCUGGUUCACGCGCGCACGCGCAACUGUGUUGCUUGACACCGGCGAAGUCAAGGCCUUCCCCUUUUCCCAGUUGUUUCGUGGGACAAUCGCUGUUGGUGCUUUGUAUCCCAUCUUUGCUCCGCACGUCAACUUGCGCAAUCCCAUUUUCCCACCGCAGUACAACGUGCACCGAGUCCUCGAAGGACCGGACGCUGAAGGAUAUUGGCAGUUGAGUGCAUGAGCGAACGAGUGGCCAUGCUUGCGUGUUCGUUCCCUUGCCUUCAUGGUGUUGGGUAAUUCAGCACUCAGGUUUCAAGCUUCCGCGUCCGCCUGUCACAUACAUACAACGUUGGUGGUCGUUUGUUCUUCUUUCGUUCCUUCUGCCACUCCUGCACUGCAUUCCUCUCUUCAGCCUCCCUUCUCCUCUAACGUGUCCCCUUGUAGCGCACUC